AGAGAUUCCAUGAACAGAAAAAGACUAAAGUUGGAUGAAAAAGGGUGGCUAUCCAUUGAGGAAGUUAGAGGCGGAGCCCAAAUUUGCUACAAACUUCCAAUCCGUAAAGCAAACUACAACCGGUCCCUCCCUCCCACACCAUAUAUUCCAGCCUCCAUAUCCACCAUUCGAUCUCAAUCCAACGGCCCAGCUUCACUCUCAAUCACUCCACACAUACAUCCUCCAAUCACUCAUUUCACACACACACACACACACAAGCUGGAACUGGUAGCUGCUCCACCGCCGCAAAACGCCAUCUCAAGAUGGCGUCUCUGGCCCUCACUACCCCGCUAAACCCCCUCUUCCGCCCCCUUUCCACCCCAAAACCCCGCUGCCCCAUAUCCCUCCACCUCAAAAACUCUACCACCAACAACCGUCGCACUCACCAUAAUCCUCACAGCUCCGCAUUCAUCCUCCCCGCCGCGGCGCGCCGCAGGCUCAUAACUGCAGUCUCCGCUUCAGCAGCAGCCGCAGCGCCGCCAGAUCCCCAGCCGUGGCAGGGAGCCGCCAUGAAGCCGCUACUCGCCACCAUCGCCACGGGAGUCAUCCUCUGGUUCGUCCCGGCACCUGACGGCGUCUCGCGCAUAGCGUGGCAGCUGCUCUCCAUCUUCCUCGCCACGAUAGUCGGAAUCAUCACUCAGCCGCUGCCGCUGGGCGCCGUGGCGCUGCUGGGCCUGGGCACCUGCGUCCUUACGAAGACGCUCACAUUCGCCGCGGCGUUCUCGGCCUUCGGCGACCCCAUCCCGUGGCUGAUCGCGCUCGCAUUCUUCUUCGCCCGCGGCUUCAUCAAGACCGGAUUGGGCAACCGAAUCGCCUACCAAUUCGUGUCCUUGUACGGGAGCUCGUCGCUGGGGUUGGGAUACAGCUUGGUCCUAAGCGAGGCCCUUCUGGCGCCGGCGAUUCCGUCGGUCUCGGCCAGAGCCGGCGGCAUUUUCCUGCCGCUGGUGAAGUCGCUGUGCGUGGCGUGCGGCAGCAACGUGGGCGACGGGACUGAGAGGAGGCUGGGGUCGUGGCUGAUGCUGACGUGUUUCCAGACGUCGGUGAUUUCGUCGUCGAUGUUCCUGACGGCGAUGGCGGCGAACCCAUUGGCGGCGAACUUGACGGCGAGCACGAUCAAUAUGCAGAUUGGGUGGGUGGAUUGGGCGAAGGCGGCAAUCGUGCCGGGGCUGGUGUCGUUGAUGGUUGUGCCGUUUCUGUUGUAUGUGAUCUAUCCGCCAGCGGUGAAGACUAGCCCUGAUGCACCGAAGCUCGCUCGGGAGAAGCUGGCCGGAAUGGGACCCAUGUCCAAGAAUGAGAUGAUCAUGGCUGCAACUCUGCUGCUUACGGUAGGGCUGUGGAUAUUUGGGAGUAUGUUGAGUGUGGAUUCAGUUACUGCGGCCAUAAUAGGACUGUCUGUGCUGCUUGUAACGGGGGUAGUGACGUGGAAGGAAUGUCUAGCGGAACCAGUUGCUUGGGACACACUUACUUGGUUCGCCGCACUCAUUGCCAUGGCCGAAUAUCUAAACAAAUACGGUCUCAUCUCCUGGUUCAGUCAAACUGUUGUUAAGUUUGUUGGUGGAUUGGGGCUGUCGUGGCAGCUGUCAUUCGGCAUUCUUGUUCUUCUAUACUUCUACUCCCACUAUUUCUUCGCAAGCGGGGCGGCACACAUCGGUGCAAUGUUCACGGCCUUCUUGUCGGUAGCGAGUGCGAUGGGCACGCCGCCGUACCUGGCGGCAUGUGUGCUCUCAUUCGUGUCCAAUCUCAUGGGCGGCCUUACUCACUAUGGGAUAGGAUCGGCGCCCGUCUUCUACGGCGCCGGUUAUGUCUCGCUUGCAAAUUGGUGGGGCUACGGGUUGAUCAUCUCGGUCGUCAAUCUCGUGAUCUGGCUUGGAGUCGGAGGGAUCUGGUGGAAGGCCAUCGGCCUCUGGUAGUUUUUUUUCUGCCUACUUCCACAUCUCUUUUCGACCAACAUUUUACGGAGUUGUUUCUUUGCUGCAUACACAAAUUAAUUUGUGGCGCAUGAGUUAUGAGUUAUGACACACAAGUAGGAUUUGUUUUCAA
This is a messenger RNA of Salvia miltiorrhiza (redroot sage), 2079 nucleotides long. RefSeq names its product dicarboxylate transporter 1, chloroplastic-like. The record is from RefSeq and is a predicted model, not a curated record. The coding region runs from base 303 to 1949 and encodes 548 amino acids. The transcript has 3 exons. Gene Ontology annotation, molecular function: transmembrane transporter activity. Gene Ontology annotation, cellular component: membrane. Gene Ontology annotation, biological process: transmembrane transport. NCBI's taxonomy places the organism in Eukaryota, Viridiplantae, Streptophyta, Magnoliopsida, Lamiales, Lamiaceae.